Chara braunii is the source of this 1027-nucleotide messenger RNA. The record is from the annotation of a GenBank genome assembly. Lineage: Eukaryota; Viridiplantae; Streptophyta; Charophyceae; Charales; Characeae.
CACUGAUCACCAUGGUUGACACGCAGAGUGGGAAGAGCACUAGCCCCUACACCCAGGAACUGCAGGAGAAGAUGGCCGCCCUAAUGAGAGAAAAUAAAGAAAGGAAAGAGCUCCUGAAGCAAGCUAAGUUAAAGGCAAUUGCAGAGGAGUAGGCAGCAAAGAUGAAGAAACUGGAGGAGGAGAUGAAGAGAGUUCAGCAGGAGGAGGAAGAGAGGAGAAAGGCUGCUGAAAGGGAAGCAGGAGUAGAAGAAGAAAAAGAGAGAAAACGUACUGAAGGAAAGGGAGAGAGUAGUGGCACGAAGAAGGAUGAAGAUGAAGAGAUGGAGAAAAAGAUCAGCGAACGGAUUGCUAACUUAUCGUUGGGGGAAGAUGAGGAGGCAGAGUUUUAUGUGCCCCAGGAUGAGAGGGAUGCCUUAGCCAGGGAGCUAGCAGCAAUCGAGGACCCCUUGGAACGGCAAGAGACGGAGGAGGAGAAGAAGCUGGAGUGGAAACUGAGGAUGAAGAGGGAAAAGAAGAGGAAAAGGGAGGAGGUAAACAGACUGACCGAAGAAGUGGCAAAAGUGAGGGAUUGCAGACAGGAGGUGCAGGUGCAGACAGGCAUGUCUGCCAAAAUGGAUAAGAUGCUGGGGUAUUUAGAAGUGUUGAGUGCAGCUUGGAUGGAGGAGCGCCAGGCUAGCUAGAGUCAAGAUGUAGCCCUGAGUGCCAUGCGGUCAGGUUUCCGAGACUUUGCGCGCAACAUAGUCACCCAUGUUGGAGGAGAAGUCAGGCAAUUGAGGGACAACGUGGGGAAGCCCUGCGAAGGCGCCAUAGAGGGUGCCAAAGCAGUAGCCGCUGUCGAAAGUGAGGCCAGGCCCCGUAAAGAACCCGUAAAGCUCAAGUUUCCAGAUGCAUACGGGGGAAAGAAGGAGGAGAACUUUGAUAACUGGGAGGCUAGUGUUAAUAGUUACGUGUACUUACAGCACAUCCUGACUGAGGAGCAAGUCCUCGUCGCCUUCCAGGCCCUCAAAAAUGAAGCUGCCAGUUUUGC